This is a messenger RNA of Musa acuminata AAA Group (dessert banana), 2280 nucleotides long. RefSeq lists its product as uncharacterized. The record is from RefSeq and is a predicted model, not a curated record. The transcript has 9 exons. Lineage: Eukaryota; Viridiplantae; Streptophyta; Magnoliopsida; Zingiberales; Musaceae. Bases 69 to 1706 code for a protein of 545 amino acids.
GUAAUCAUGUUCAGGUAAAGAAGAAGGUGUACACAGAACUUCAUGUUGGCGAUGUUAUUCGGUUUGGCAUGUCGUCACGGUUAUAUAUUUUCCAAGGACCAACUGAGUUAAUGCCUCCAGAGGGUGAUUUGGAGAAACUACGGAAUGCAAAAAUUCGAGAAGAGUUGCUCGAUCGUGAAGCUUCACUAUUACGGGCAAGAGUCGAUGCUUCCCUUGCAAAUGGUAUCUCAUGGGGCAUGCAGGAGGAUGCUAUUGAAGAAGACACAGAGAAUGGUGCAGAUGAAAUAACAUGGCAAACGUACAAAGGACAGCUAACUGAAAGGCAGGAAAAAACUCGUAGCAAAAUUAUAAAAAGAAUGGAGAAGGUCGCUAACAUGAAAAAGGAGAUUGAUGCCAUACGAGCAAAAGACAUUGCCCAAGGUGGCUUAACUCAAGGUCAGCAAACACAGAUAGCUCGGAAUGAGCAAAGAAUAACUCAGAUUAUGGAGGAAUUAGAUAGCUUAGAAGAGACUUUGAAUGAAAGUAUUCAAGAAAGUGUAGGUGCUCGAUCUGGUAAGGUAGUUUGUGGUAAGAAGAAAGAGAAUGUUGAAGAUGAAGAUGACAUGCUGAGUGAUGAUGACGAUUUCUAUGACCGGACCAAGAAGAAGCCUGCUGCUCGAAAGUCUGGUGAACAGCAAUCAGUCGAAACAGCUGAUUCUCUUCUCGACAAAAAGGAUACCAUAAUUAGUCAAAUUGAGGAAAAGAAGGCCUUGCUUUUGAAAGAGAAGGAAAAGGGAGUGACUGACUCUGUCAACAGCACCGAAGGUGGAGAUGACCUUGAUGCUUACAUGUCUGGGCUGUCAUCUCAACUAGUGCACGACCGAGUCUCAAAAAUUCAAAAUGAGCUGGUUGAUCUUCAAACUGAUUUGGAGAAAACAAUGUACCUGCUGAAGAUUGCUGAUCCAAUGGGAGAAGCUGCUCGCAAAAGAGAUGCCAAAGCAGAAGCAUCGAAAUCCAAAUCCAUUCCUAAUGUCUCUAAGCCACCAAAAUCGGAGCAAAAGCAAGGGACUGCACCUACACAUGUCGUAAGGCAAGGGACUGUGCCUACUACAACUGUUGGUUUAAAACCUGAUGACACUUCCAGUCAUAAACAAGCAGUGGAACAUACAGAAGGCAGGAACAUGACUGAAGACCAAGAGGCCAGCAAACCUGUGUAUACCGCCGUAAAGCCGCAGUGGCUUGGUGCCACCAGGGAGAUUACAUCAGAAGAGAAUAUGGUACAGGAAACUCAUUUGGAUGAGAAUGAAUUGGAUAAUUUUGUGGACUACAAAGAUAGGAAAGAAAUUCUUGGGUCUGACAAUAGAUCAGAGAUUGACUGUGCGGGUCCUGGUCUAAUUAUACGAAAACGAAAGCCUGCCCAUGAGAUGGGGAUGGGUGUUGAUAAAAUCCCCAAGGUGGAAGUGUCAGUGGCUGAAACCUCAGCUGCUGAUGCUGUGGCUCUGCUGCUGAAGCACAAACGUGGGUACACUGCUUUAGAUGAAGUACUUGAAAACAAAGAGUCCAAGAGCAAAGGUCUAGAAGGAAAGGAUAAUUCACAGGAGAAGCGAGUAUUUGGGCCUUCAAAGCCAGCUUUUCUUGACAACAAUCCAGAUUAUGAGUCGUGGGUACCUCCCGAAGGACAAACUGGUGAUGGACGCACCUCCCUGAAUGAACGUCUGGGUUAUUAGUUUAUGCUAUCGUGACACAAAAUCCAUCUGGGCAAGGUGUAAAAUGAAAAUCAUGCAGGACAGGACAGAGUAAUGUGAGAACCUGACCGAAUGGCUUCUUGAACUCUACCUUUCUAUGAUAUUCCCACAUGGCACCAGCUUCGCUGUGGCUCCUGCUCCCUGACGAUCUCCGUUUCGCCAAAUUUUCCCAUGUUUGUAUCCUGGUGUUGUGUAUCCUGGAAGCCAUUAAAAUGGUCAAUCUGGUGAGCAAAUUUUAGCAAUCCAUCCAAGUUAAAAAUUCUCAGAGAGAGAGCUAGCUAUAUGGAGAUCAAACUAAAAGAAAACAUCAAAGAAAAGCUGACCGGGUGGGGUGCUGUGGUACCCGACUUUAUUGUCCUGGGACAGACGAACUUAUAUUUUUUUUCUUGAAUAUGGAAAUUCUUUGGAUAGAUAGAUUGGGUUGGUAUCUUCCCAAAUUGUCGUGCCCAUGCUACAGUAACUUUUUUUUAAUCCUCUUGGGAUACUUGUUUAGAGGUUGAAUUAGUUGUGCUGAUCAGCAAUGUAUAUGUAUGUAUGCAUGCCAACUUUUAGGUGA